AUGAUGAAGGGGACUCAGGGGAGGAGGCUCUUAAGGGCAUGCAUGAGAAAGUGGAGAAAGAUGGGGAAAAGAGUGACACCUUGUGCAGGCCGUGACAAGUGCUGUGAAUGGGCCUUGUGGGCUUCUGCCACGUACGCAGACAACCCGAUUCCAAAAGAUGUCCCAAAGGGUCACUUGGUAGUCUAUGUGGGUGAGAAUUGCAAGAGGUUUGUGAUCAAAAUAGGGAUCCUCAAUCAUCCACUCUUCAAGGCUUUGCUGGAUCAGGCCAAGGAUGAAUAUGACUUCACCGCCGACUCCAAACUCUGCAUUCCUUGCGACGAAACCCUUUUUCUCAGCGUCGUUCGCUGCGCUGCCUUGCCGGAUGGUCGAAGGAUCUCCCUGUGCCUUUGA
This is a messenger RNA of Corylus avellana, 390 nucleotides long. RefSeq names its product SAUR-like auxin-responsive protein family. Gene Ontology annotation, biological process: response to auxin. The record is from RefSeq and is a predicted model, not a curated record. Lineage: Eukaryota; Viridiplantae; Streptophyta; Magnoliopsida; Fagales; Betulaceae.